UGGCUGAAAAGAAAUUCCCACGUAGCGCCCUAACUUUUUAAGGUGCGAGUGACGAAAAAUUUUCCUUUAUAUAAUUAAGAGUUGAGAAAGUGGCAACAAUGGAGACGGGUGCAAAUUUAGAAAGAGAAGUAAUGCAAGAGCAGAUGCUGCAUCAGCCGUUAAAGGAGAUGCAAAUCAGAAAGAGAUUGAGGAUUAUGGUGGCAAUUGACGACAGUGAUGGGAGCUUCUAUGCUCUUAACUGGGCUCUUGACAAUCUUGUUGAUGGCAUUGUUCCAACAACUGAACCGAGCCAGGAAGAAUCUGGCCUGGUCACACUGGUUCAUGUUCAACAGCCCUUCCAGCACUACAUGUACCCUGCUGGUUCUGGUGGAGCAGCAGCUUUUUAUGCAUCAUCUUCGAUCAUAGAAUCUGUGAGGAAAUCGCUGGCAGAAAAUGCUACGGCGCUACUCUCCCGUGCAUUACAGAUGUGCAAAGAUAAGAUGAUCAAAGCAGAAACUCUUAUUCUUGAAGGGGAUCCGAAAGACAAAAUUUGUCGAGCCACAGAGCAAAUGCAGGCUGAUGUCCUUGUUGUUGGCAGCCGUGGUCUAGGCAAGAUCAAAAGAGCACUCCUAGGAAGUAUAAGUGACUACUGCGCCCACCAUGCAAAAUGUCCCAUCCUUAUUGUCAAGCCACCAAAGGAGAUCACUAAGGAGAAAAGGAAGACCGAUGGAUAGACUACUGUUUGGUGAUAAGCACUGCCAGUGGCAGUGUAGAGGCCUCUGAGCAGCUAUGAUUGUGCGUGUUGUUGUGUUAAGCAUCGGCCUGUAACAAGUCAAAAAACUACAUGUGCCUGCCUGCUGCUAUGUUCUUUUGCGUGUGCUCUUGUAUAUUUUUCUGAUCAAGAAAGUUUUAUGCUACAGCUAAA
Messenger RNA from Populus trichocarpa (black cottonwood), 904 nucleotides. Its product is annotated as universal stress protein A-like protein. The record is from RefSeq and is a predicted model, not a curated record. Bases 99 to 713 code for a protein of 204 amino acids. NCBI's taxonomy places the organism in Eukaryota, Viridiplantae, Streptophyta, Magnoliopsida, Malpighiales, Salicaceae. The transcript has 4 exons.